CUUAAGCCCAUGAUGAUCUCUGGUGGUAUUGUAGCUUCUAUUGCGGGAGGCUGGGCUCUUGUGCGCAAGACCUUCCUGUAGAUGCCGCUCGUUCCGUUUCGUUGUAUUCUAGCACUCGAACCGAGUCGACCUCCAUUCGCCAACAGUUGUCCGAAAUGAUUGUCCAUUAUGGGUUUGUUUCAGCAAAGCGGGAGGGUGUUGUUAUUUAAUUUAUUUUUGGUCCACGCUGUAUUAGAACGAUUUUUCUUGUUAUUCCUCGAAUCUCUUCCCUCCGGCGCUCGAAGCAUUUGCAUUAUCCAUGGUUGGGACCGGCAUGGUAAUGGGUCUAAACUUUCCUGUACAUAUAGCGGUCCCCUGCGUUUAUGGGUUCUUGAUGGCGAAAUGCAGGUUUUAUUUCGUCCUGUCUGGUGAUCUUAAUUCUUUAGGAACUCACAAUGAAAGACUUGAUGCCAAAACG
Messenger RNA from Aspergillus nomiae NRRL 13137, 457 nucleotides. RefSeq lists its product as uncharacterized. The record is from RefSeq and is a predicted model, not a curated record. Lineage: Eukaryota; Fungi; Ascomycota; Eurotiomycetes; Eurotiales; Aspergillaceae. The annotation marks the transcript as partial. The transcript has 2 exons.